Messenger RNA from Ilex paraguariensis (yerba mate), 763 nucleotides. The record is from the annotation of a GenBank genome assembly. Lineage: Eukaryota; Viridiplantae; Streptophyta; Magnoliopsida; Aquifoliales; Aquifoliaceae.
UCUCUCUCUCUCUCUCUCUAACUUGCAAGGAAAGAAAAACUGUUCUGUGGACGCUAUUCCAGUUUCAAAGUCACUGAAUCAUUCGCGCCUGAGCUGAAGCUUUGUGUUAUGCUUUUAGCCUCAUGUCAGCGUCUAAUGAGGAUAAUAUGUCUUCUCAUUCCCAGCUUUCGACUCUCUUUUUUAAUGACCUUCUUGAUUCUAUCAUUGUUGAUGUCGCUUCUGAGUGUCACCGAAUAGCAAGGUUGGGGCUUGAUCGUAAUUUAGAUGAUGAGGAAGAAGAAUUGAGGUUAUCAGCGCAAGCCCGUGCAAGAGUAGCUGAUCCUAGUAAUAGUGGUGAAGCAACUAGCAAAUAUGUGGUCGACAUAUUUGGACAAACUCAUCCUCCUGUAGCCAAUGAAAUAUUUGAGUGCAUGAACUGUGGCCGGGCGAUUAUGGCUGGAAGAUUUGCUCCUCAUUUGGAGAAAUGCAUGGGAAAGGGUAGAAAGGCUCGUAAGACGACAAGAAGUAGCACAGCUGCACAGAACCGGUACUCGCGAGGCAGCCCUGUUUCAACCCACUCACCUUACGCAAAUUCCACCAGCAUGAACCGGUUAUCAAAUGGAAGUCCGAGUGUCGCAGGUGACGAGUACUCAAAUGGCACUUUAGAAGAGCCAUGAUAGCAUCUUGAACUAGCAGGGCUGACUUAUUGACUUUAGAAAUGCACAAAAUAGCCGGAUUACUACUUAUGUGUGUUUCAACCCCCCCCCCCCCCCCCCCCCCCCCC